Molecule: messenger RNA, 2873 nt
Organism: Egretta garzetta (little egret)
Lineage: Eukaryota; Metazoa; Chordata; Aves; Pelecaniformes; Ardeidae
Gene: EXOC3L1
Product: exocyst complex component 3 like 1
Exons: 13
Biological process (GO): exocyst localization; exocytosis
Cellular component (GO): exocyst
Molecular function (GO): SNARE binding
Source: RefSeq, a predicted model, not a curated record
UCUGCCGCCAGCCCCAGAGACGAGGAGUGGCCAGAAGCGGAGAAAGCUGAGAAGUUGGCAAGAGGAGCCGCUCUGAAAUGGGCUUCAGGGGUGUUUUACUGCCCCGAGAAACUGGAGGGGCUCGGGCAGUACCGGAGCCGAGAGACGCAGAGGAACAGCUCCAUCCAGUCCCGGCUGAAGUCAACUGUCCAGUCCUACCUGGAGGGGGUAAGCACGGGACUGGAGCAGCUGCAGUUGGCAGCCCAGGAGGUGCAGAGCGUAUGCCAGGACCUGGGGGCUGCACGGUGGGCCUUGCUCGACAGCGCGGACCGCUUCCAGGGCCUCCAGCAGAUGCGGGCACUGAUGGCGGAGCACGUGCAGUUGGCCUCGGUGGUCCAGGUACUGCCCCAGCUCUUCUCAGUCCACGAGGUUUUUUCCCAUACCCUGCAGCUGCUCCACGGGCAGCACCUCUUGGAGGCCCAUGCGGAGCUGAUGAUGAUGGAGCACCUCAGGGACGACAUCCUCUCCCGGCUGCACCUCCGCGGGCUCUCCAGUGCCCAGGCAACUGUGCUGUCCUACUUCAGUGGCCUGCAGGAGCUCAAUGAGAGCCUGGCCAAGCAGCUGUGGGACAUCGUGGGCAGCAGCCUGCGGCUGGUGCGCGAGGACCCGGUUCUUUUCGUCACGGCUGUAAGGAUCAUCGAGCGGGAGGAGAAGAGAGAUGAUGCUCUGCUCCUGGAGGCCACCUUCCUUCCCCCUGGCCGCCCAAAGGGCUGGAGACAGAAGUUUUACCACGUUCUCCAGGAGACCAUCACAGGAGCGCGCUUUCAUGCCGCCCGCAUGGAUGCUGAGGGGCCAGGGCUGGCCAGGCACCUGGCAGCGCUGCAGAAGGACAUUGUGUCUGAGCUGUGUGUGGUGAAGGACCUGAUGGUCCAGUGCGUCCCAGCUCACUACAACAUCCUCAGCAUCUGCACUGCCACCUACCACCGGGCCCUCACCAGCCACCUCCAGGACAUGCUCCGAGAGGACCUGGACAAACAGGCGCUCUUCCUCCUCCUCGAGUGGGCGCUUUGUGUGUACCACAGCCCGCAGAUGAUGGGUCACCCUGACCUUCUCCCAGAAGUGGACAUUUCUGCGCUGGGCCCCUUGAUGUCCCCAGAGCUCGUGGAUCAGACAGAGAGGAAAUACGUGGUGAAAGUCAAGGCUAGCGUGCUGGAGUGGAUGCAGAGGACCCUGGAAGUGGAGUUCAAGGAAUGGUUCAGGGAAGAGGAACCUGAGACAGACCAUCAGGGCUUCUUCCAGUCAGCCCUGCCCGUCAUUGUCAUGCAGAUGCUGAAUGAGAAUAUCCAGGUAGCUUCCCUGAUCACCGAGUCUCUGCAGCAGAAGGUCUACAACAUGGCCUUGGAGGAGCUCGAGGCAUUUCUGGGCCGUCUGCGGGAAGCCCUAGUGCAAUGCGGGAAGGAGCACCAGAAGGACCGUACCAUACCCAAGUACUAUGUCUCCUACUUGCUGGCCAUGCUCAACAACAACCUGGCUCUCAGCUCCUCUGUCUCCUCCCUGCACCCCAACCCUGCCCGCAGAGAAGUCCCCACGUCCCUCCAGGCUGCUCUAGACAGGACACAGAAGAAAGCCUGCCAACUGCUGAUGGAGGAGCUGCUCCUGGACCUGCAGCCCCUCUACCUGCAGCUGUCUUCCCGCAAGUGGCUCUCUGGGUCCCAGCUCGUCAGCAGCAUGUGCGAAGUGAUUGAUAAGUACACAAAGGACUUCUCCCGCGUCAGGAAACCCAUCUUCAUGCUCCUGCUAACGGAGAGCGAGCUCCUGGUAGUGAGCCAGUACCUGCGGGCGCUCAUGCAGAAGAAGAUGGUGUGCAAGAGUGAGGAGGAGCGGGGCCAGCUCUGCGACCGCCUGCUGCAGGAUGCCUCGCAGCUCCGGGAGCUCUUCUGUGGCCUGGGUCUGGACCAGAGCCAACAGUGCCUGGAGGCUGUGCUUGCCCUGCGGGAGCUGAUCUGCCUCAAAGACCCAGCACUGCUCAGCCUGGAGGUGUUGGGCUUCAUCACCAAGUACCCUGACGUCAGCGAUGAGCACAUCACCACCUUGCUGGACCUGCGGGGUGAUGUCUCCAAGGAGGUGCGGCACAUGGUGCUGGAAAUGAUGGCGCAGCACCCCCAGGUCCUGCCCGAGAGCUACCGGCCCAUCUUCAGCACCAUCCUGAUCCCCGCGCCAGAGCUGCCCUUCUGCCUUCGCAAGGGCAAGUGUGCCUGACACGGCGUCCCACUCCCUGCUGCCCCCGUGGACAUACAGACCACGCAGGACAUCGCUGAAGCUGCGCGUGGGAAGGGAGAUGGCACACAGCAUCCCCUAUGCGCAGCACCUUGCCCUUUGUAGGGGACAGUCUGGAUACGUGCUGUCCUCUGGUCUUGCCUCUCUGAGCCAACUGUCCCCUACAAGCACCAGCCCCAGGAGACCUGGGUCAGGAGAAAAUCAACCCCUAGCUCUUCUGCUGGCCUGCUGAGGCAGCAGUUGGGGGCUGCUCAGGUCUGACCUGUGGCCUGCAGGAGAAAGAGAUGCUGCAGAGCAAAGGGCAGGGGUCUGCAGCUGAGGGCGAGUCCACGUCUCUGUGGGGCUGCAGAGAUAUUUGGGUUUCCCUGAGUCUCCAGCCAGCCUGCUGAGCCAGUACAGCCUGGCCAUGGAGUCUGAUAUCACCCCAGCUCUGAGACAGACCCCAGCCUUGCUAAACCCAGGCUUCCAGGAGGGUUUUAGCCAUUUGAGGUCUUCCUCCUAUUUGGCUCAGCCCAGAGGGCUGGCAUUGCUUCUCCACCAGCCUGGGCUCACAGCCACAGGGGAGACGGGCACAGGGGGGUCUCGCCACCCUGGGUAGGGCCCUCAGCCCUGUCCAU